Komagataella phaffii GS115 is the source of this 1131-nucleotide messenger RNA. RefSeq lists its product as hypothetical. Gene Ontology annotation, molecular function: oxidoreductase activity. The record is from RefSeq and is a predicted model, not a curated record. The transcript has a single exon. The coding region runs from base 1 to 1131 and encodes 376 amino acids. Lineage: Eukaryota; Fungi; Ascomycota; Pichiomycetes; Pichiales; Pichiaceae.
AUGACAGUAUCAGGAAAGUUAGAAAUCACACCAUUGCCAAACAAACCACUUGGUGCAAGUGUCACUUUACCAAGAGGUGUCACUGACCCCUCCAAGCUCUCUGAUGAAGACUUUAAAACACUUCAGGCUGCCUUGGAGACUUAUUUGGUGCUUGUCAUCCCAAACCAGGCUGAAUUGCCACCUACAUCCCAAUAUGACCUUACUGUGAGAUUUGACCCAUCCUGUCAAGGAAGUUAUGGUCAUGAUGAGAAGUUGUUCCACCAUAAAGAAUCUGUCCUCGCAAAGGACGGGAAAUGCAUUCCUGACAGAACCGAAGUUGUCAUGGUCGGUAAUGGCUCUUUUGAGGCUGGGCAUGCUCCGGGAAUGAAAGCUUUUGAAUUGGAGCAUCCAUCUCAAAGUACUUUCCACAAGGAUGUUUUAACCGAAGAGGAGAAGGCCAACGGCCAAACAAGAUUCUACAGAUGGCAUAUCGAUAGUGCCCUUUACGGAUUGUCUCCUCCUAAGGUCACUACUUUGCUAGGUAUUCAAGUACCAAAAUGUGAUGAGAAACAAAAGAUUAUUUAUGAGGACAACGGUGAGGAAUUUGAGUUAGUUAAAGGUGCCACUGCUUUUGCUAGUGGAGCAACAGCUUUCAAGCUUUUGUCUCCAGAAGACAAGGAGAAAGCAUUGAACACAACUGUUGUUUACGCUCCUCAUCCUUACAUUUUCAUUGGCAAAACCAAGGCUACUAGCGAUGGUUUAACAAUCGUUAGUGAGGGAAAAGAAAUCGGCCUAGACAAACUUCCACCAUGGGAAGAAUCCAAAGUCAAGAAGUUGCCUAUGGUGUGGACCAACCCUACUACUGGCGAACAUCACCUUCAAGUUCAUGGAUGUUGCGUUUACCAGCUAAUCAACAAUAAGACUGGAGAAGUUACGGAGCUUGAAGAAGCCAGAAAGGAAGUCCACAGGCUUAUGAGACCAGCUAUUUCCCCUCAACACAUCUAUGCACAUGCAUGGAACAAGGGUGACUUGGCCAUUUUCUUCAACCAAGGAGUUUGGCACUCUGUUACAGGUGAAUUCCAGCCCCACGAGAAUAGGUUGAUGCACCAAUGCAACGUCGCCAGUGGCUAUGAUCCAGUGACCAAAGUAUAA